CGCUAUCCCAUAUCGUUCGACUCAGACUCGCGUCAGCUGUUGCUGUUGUUGGAAUACAUUGAGCGUAAUUCAACACUCGAGCAUUCAAUCGUUCUCUCUUGAUUCCUGUCCUAUACUGCCUGGAGACAGCUAUCAGGACCGCAUCCUCUCCAAUUCACAAGACAAUUCUGCCAGGUCCAUCACAACAACGAGCGACUCGGCCUCCCGUUUAACCUGUUUCCCUUCCUCCCCUUCCUCACCCACCAAGCCAUCUCCAGCAUGGCCAAUCCGCCACCUCCGAUGCCUACGGACCCCAACGACAUCCUCGUCAACCAACUGAACAAUAUCUCCCUCGUUGACGAGAUUUACAUGUCUCCACAGCCCUCUCAAUCCCCGGCGCAUGAAACAUUUGCCAACCUCAAUACCCCGUCCAACUCCCAAGGUCUCCUUACGACCAUGACGAUGAGUGGCAACAUCCCUUCUGCCAUCCCUGGACAGCAUCACAGCCACCACCACCACCACCAUCACAACCAAUCUCUUCACCAUGCUCCACACGCGCCACCGCCCGCUUCUGCUCAACUGAUCGGCAUGCAUUACCAGCCUGGUCCACCUGCACCUCCUCCUCUGCUGUCUCAAACAGACGACCAAUACAUGUUCCACAGCGCCCAUACCCUCGGGCCUCCAUUCUCACCUACAAAUCCAAAUAUCGGUGGACCAGCUGGUCUACCUUACUCUUAUGGCGGUCCUCCGCCGGACUUGCUAUCUCAGCAUCCCAACGGAGGCAUACCAGACAGUCCAUUCGGCGCUGCGCAUCUGGAUGCCGCUUUAAUCGCUGCUGCAGGCUUUUCCACCAACAAUCAGAUGGAUCAGCGACAAGGUUCAGGUGGACAUCAUCAGGCGCACUCACAGCAGCUUCUUCAUCAUGCAAUGUCUCAAAUCAAUGGGUCGAAUCAGACGCCUCACAAUGCCAAUGGAAUAUACCGAGUCAUCUCUGAUGGUAUUUUCAAUGGCACAGGUGGCAUGCUCUCACCUCAGCAGCAGCAGACCAGUAUCUACGGGAACCAAAUUCAGGGGUACUGGACGCCCCCAUAUUCGGAUAGCAAGAAGAAGUCUGGUCAGAACUCGUCUUAUGGACCUAUGGGUCGAGCCUCGCUCAGUCAUUCUCAAUCUGGACCUACGACGUACACUCCGCCACAUCGGACUGGUAACUUCCCCAGAUCCCCAGUGGGUUCAUUUGGUAGCGCAAGGGGAGGUCUCAAUCAUGGCUCUUUCAAUUCGUUCUCCACUAUCACUGGUCUCCGAAGUGGAGGUACUACUUCCUACAAUCCUCGAACGCCCACCAGUCCCAUCCGAAUGGGAAUCAAAUCGUCCUCCACCACGAGGCGGUCAAUCUUCGAAGCGCCACGAAGUGCGGUGCUCGAGGACUUCCGUCUCACCAAGAUGACCAAGAAGUGGUCACUGAAAGACAUUUACGGCCAUAUUGCAGAAUUCUCAGGUGACACCCAUGGGUCACGAUUCAUCCAGCAGAAGCUGGAGGAGUGCUCGUCGGACGAGCGACAGAAGAUGUUUGACGAGAUCUUGGCGAAUGCUUUUCAGCUCAUGACGGAUGUGUUUGGAAACUAUGUCAUUCAGAAGGUCUUUGAGCUUGGCGAUCAGAGGCAAAAGGCAGCACUAGCUAAGAAGAUGGAGGGAUCAAUCUACGAGCUGUCGAAUCAGAUGUACGGGUGCAGGGUCGUUCAGAAGGCUUUCCAGCAUGUUCUUCUCGAUCAGCGUGAGAAGCUCGUCGUAGAGCUCGAAGCAAACAUCUUGGACUGCGUCAAGUCGAGUAAUGCAAAUCACGUUGUACAGCUCUUGAUCCAGCUAGGCCCGCCCGCAUUUGUUACGUAUGCCUUCUUGGGACACAUUGAAGAACUUGCUGCUCAUCCGUAUGGAUGUCGCGUACUCCAAAAGACGUUUGAGAUGGACGAUGUGCCACACAAGCAGGCUCUCCUGGACGAGUUUGAGAGUGUGACGACCAAGCUGAUCGAAGAUCAAUUUGGGAACUAUGUCGUACAGAGUGUGAUUGAUACUGGGUCAGAAAGGGAUCGUCGAAAGGUCGUUGCGAAGAUGAAAGGACAGAUAGUAUGGCUGGCGAGACACAAGUUUGCCUCCAAUGUUUGUGAGAAGGCUGUCACCCGCUCGAGUGGACAAGACCUCCGAGAUCUCAUCACAGAGCUCAUUGACAUUCGACCUGAUGGGUCUAACAAUGUCCGCAUGUUAUUGCAAGAUGCUUUUGGGAAUUUCCCUCUGCAGACUGCCUUGCGAUGUGCUGAACCUGAUCAACGAGAUCUCCUGCUGUCCAUCAUUGUCCCUAUGCUUCCGUUAAUCAUCCACUCUCCCGUUGGCAAAAGACUUAGCGCUCGGAUUCAAACAUGGGAAGAAGAAGGGAUCAUCCCUCGCAUGGACAGUGGCAUGAUCGAAUACGCCACUACAAGGCUCAAUGAAGUCUCCCUCACCCCCUUUCAAAUCCGAACCACACCCACUACCGGCGGCGCCACUGUCGCGGCUACGGUAGUCGAUUCAAGCUCAGAGUCAGGAUACACGCCUACGAAAUCUGGAUCCUCGUCGACUGGCUUUACAUCGCCUACGAACCUCGGUGGGAAACCCGAAGAAAGAGGCAAUAGGACCUCAAAUUCGACGCCUGUCAGAGGCUGGAGGAAGGGUGAAUGGGCGGACCGAGGUCGUCGUGAAGGAGGAGGAGGAGGAGGAGGAGGAGGAGGAGGAGGAAGACGAUAUGGUCAAGGUCAAGGACCCAACGAUAUGGUCAGUUGGAGAUCCAUGGGACCUCGUGAAUGGGGUGAUGUUCGUUCUGGAUCAGGCACUACGGGAAUCGGCCGCAACUCUCGGUCGAGAUCCGGCGCCGGGAAACGUUUGCCUCGUGGAGACUAGGAGCCACACCAGGCUUUGGGGAUGGG
Messenger RNA from Kockovaella imperatae, 2933 nucleotides. Its product is annotated as armadillo-type protein. Lineage: Eukaryota; Fungi; Basidiomycota; Tremellomycetes; Tremellales; Cuniculitremaceae. The record is from RefSeq and is a predicted model, not a curated record. Gene Ontology annotation, molecular function: mRNA 3'-UTR binding. Gene Ontology annotation, cellular component: cytoplasm. Gene Ontology annotation, biological process: nuclear-transcribed mRNA catabolic process, deadenylation-dependent decay. The transcript has 10 exons. The coding region runs from base 259 to 2907 and encodes 882 amino acids.